AUGAAUUGGCUUGGCCUCCUCGUCCUGCUGACCGUGGCUGGGCUGGCGCAUGGGACAUGGGACAACUGCGGAGGGACCUGCGGACUCCGAGCCGUGGUGUCUGACUAUGGCCUCAUGACGUACUACUACGGCGACAUGGCUUAUGACUCCGGCAUGACACGCAUCGUGGGUGGUGCCGGUGCCCUGCCAGGGGCCUGGCCCUGGAUCGUCAGCAUCCAGCACCCAUGGGUUCCAGACCCAGGGCAUUGGUGUGGAGGGUCACUCAUCAGCACACAGUGGGUCCUCACAGCAGCCCACUGCUUCGACAAGUUUGAUAACAUCAGCCUCCUGUCUGUGGUGAUUGGGGCCACCCAGUUGACUCAGCCAGGGCAUGGGGCACAAAUGCGCAGUGUCAAGCAGUUGCUGAUACACCAGUACUACAACCCUGAUGACAUGAGCUACGACAUUGCCCUGCUGGAAUUGGACCAUCCUGUCAAGUGCAGCCCCUACAUCCAGCUGGCCUGUGUGCCCGAUGCCACACUGAGAGUGUCAGAGCUGCAAAACUGCUGGAUUGCUGGCUGGGGUUCCACUACUGCAAGAUCUCAAGAAUCAGCUGAUCGCCUCCAGGAGGCCAAGGUCCAGCUCAUCGAUCUCCAGGUCUGCAACAGCAGUGACUGGUACGCAGGGGAAAUCCACACCCACAACUUGUGUGCUGGAUACCCACAGGGCGGCAUCGACACCUGCCAGGGUGACAGCGGUGGUCCUCUCAUGUGCCAGGACAACCAUGCUGAUGUCUGGUGGGUCGUCGGAAUAACCAGCUGGGGGAAAGGCUGUGCCAGAGCAAGGCAGCCUGGAGUCUACAUCUCCACUCAAUACUUCUAUGACUGGAUCCUUGUCCACACAGGCGUAAACAGACUUGGACGGGGUUCUCCAUCAUCACAAACCUGGAAUCAUUUAUUGACACCCUGGCCAACACCACUUCCCACUUAUAAGCCAUGGCCAACACCCCCUCCCACUCCUAAGCCAUGGCCAACACAACCCCCCACUUAUAAGCCAUUGCCGACACCAAUCCCCUCUCAAAAGCCUUUGCCAACAGCACCCCCCACUCCAAAGCCAACACCAUUGGGUGAGGUUAGCUCCUGCCCAUUUCCACUCAACAAGCUGGUAGACUUCUUUACUAAGGUGAAGAAGCUCCUUCAUGAGGUCCUUGGACAAAACACAGCUUGA
Molecule: messenger RNA, 1206 nt
Organism: Agelaius phoeniceus (red-winged blackbird)
Lineage: Eukaryota; Metazoa; Chordata; Aves; Passeriformes; Icteridae
Product: acrosin-like
Biological process (GO): proteolysis; acrosome reaction
Molecular function (GO): serine-type endopeptidase activity
Source: RefSeq, a predicted model, not a curated record